This is a messenger RNA of Heterotrigona itama, 767 nucleotides long. NCBI's taxonomy places the organism in Eukaryota, Metazoa, Arthropoda, Insecta, Hymenoptera, Apidae. The record is from the annotation of a GenBank genome assembly.
AUGUCUACCAUUGUAAUUUUAUGGAAAAAAAGGGAACGGGGAGAGUAUGUAUCUUUUAAAAUCCAAAGGAUCGCUUAGCCCUCUGAUUAUAAUAUUGUUAUAAUUAUUAAAUGAUCAUAGGUAACUUAUAUUUCGACGCUUUUGUCAAUAAAUAGAUCACAUUUUGUAUGAUUUUUAUUGGCAGUAAAAGAGAAAUAAGCGAUAAAGAGAGAAAGAAUAAGAACAAAUAAAAGCAAUGAAAUAAGUAUGUUAAUAAAUUGGUUUCUGUAAUUCUGUAAUUUCAUUAGAUAUGAACAAGGGAUCUACAUUUUCGUUGUAUGACUUGUUGUAGAACAAUCAUAAAAUUGUUUUUUGGAUAAUAUAUUUAAUUGUUUCUGCAAUCCUUUUGUCUGUAGUUGUGUAUUUGCUGUGCGCGAUCCCUUGGAAGCAAUCGAAAAAUAUUUGCUACCAUGUUUUACGCGUCAUGACAUCCACGCCAAAAUUUUAAAUAAUGUGAGAUCGAGCUUGGAAACAAGCGUAUAUGUUACAAGCAAAGAGUUGAACAGUGUUUUAAUGAAGAUGUGUCUUAGGCAAAAUCUUGUCAAAGAGACAAUGCAAUGUAAAAGAAUCUACUUUUCCAUAAUUCCUAGUAUGGAUUUAAUCAAUAAACGAGCUUUUCGUUUUAGGCAUUGUUGGGGAGACACGGGAAGCUCUUUGCUGUAUGUGCAUAUACACAUAUAUACAUAUAUAUUGUAUACAGGAUGUUUCAACUAAAUGGAAUCACCUAA